AUGAAGAUGAUGUUAAGGACUUUAGUGUCCUUCAUGACUUUCAUGUCAUUGAUUAUGGGAUUUGAAAUCCCGAAAAGAGAUUAUGAAAAUAAAAAUUAUUUCAUUGUGGAAUUGAAUACCACUCAAACUAAUACACCUUUAACACAAUUUAUAAAUGAUAAUAAGCAUUAUAAAUUUGAACAUCAAGUACGUGGAUUAGAAAACCAUUUUGUAUUCAGUAUUCCUAAAGACCAUGAACAUAAUGAAUUUUUGGGAAAUUACAAUUCUAAUAAUAGAAACUUCAUCAAAAGACAUGAAAACUUCAUAGAAGAAUAUGACAAUUUAUUAAACAACAGAGAUUUGAAAUCUAUUCACAUGUUAACUCCAAAAAAAUUGGAGAAGAGAGCCCCAGUAUUGAUUAAGGAUGAGUUCAAUGCUGUAGAUUCUUCCCAGUUACCAUUAAAAGACGCUAUUGACAAGUUAGGUAUAAAUGAUCCUAUUUUCCAAGAACAGUGGCAUUUAGUCAAUACUGUCAACCCUGGGAAUGAUGUCAAUGUGACUGGAUUAUGGUAUGAAGGUAUCACUGGUAAAGGUAUUGUUACCUCAGUGGUUGAUGAUGGGUUGGAUUAUGAAAGUGAAGAUUUGAAACAAAACUUCAAUGCUAAAGGGUCAUGGGAUUUCAACGAUAACACUGCCUUACCAAAGCCAAGAUUGUUCAACGAUUAUCAUGGUACAAGAUGUGCAGGUGAAAUAGCAGCCGUUAAAAAUGAUGUUUGUGGUGUUGGUGUUGCAUAUGACUCCCAAGUUAGUGGAGUAAGAAUCUUAUCUGGAACUAUCACAGCUGAAGAUGAAGCUGCUGCUUUAAUUUUUGGAUUGGAUGUGAAUGAUAUUUAUUCUUGUUCCUGGGGACCAACUGAUGACGGUAAAACUGUUUCUGAACCAGAACUCAUAGUCAAAAAGGCUAUGAUUAAAGGUAUUCAAGAAGGGAGAGAUAACAAAGGUGCUAUAUACGUUUUCGCUUCGGGAAACGGAGGUAGAUCUGAAGAUUCUUGUAAUUUUGAUGGGUAUACUAAUUCAAUUUAUUCGAUUACUGUGGGUGCUAUUGAUUUCAAAGGAUUUCACCCUACCUAUGCCGAAGCUUGUUCUGCGGUAAUGGUUGUUACUUAUUCUUCUGGUUCAGGUGAACAUAUUCAUACCACUGAUAUUCAUGGGAAAUGUGCUGGACAACAUGGAGGUACUUCUGCUGCUGCUCCAUUAGCUGCAGGUAUUUUCUCGUUAGUUUUACAAAGUAAUCCUGAAUUGACAUGGAGAGAUUUACAAUAUGUGGCCGCUUUGAGUAGUGUUCCUGUUAAUGAAGAAGAUGGUCAUUACCAAGUCACAGCUUUAAAUAGAAAAUAUUCUCAUAAAUAUGGUUAUGGAAAAAUUGAUGCCUAUCAAAUUGCCAAAUUUGCCAAAGACUGGAAGAAUGUUAAACCUCAAACUUGGUAUUAUAGUGAUGUUAUAAAAGUCAAUGAAAACAUCGAAAUACAAGGGGCCGACUCCCCUGAUAAAGGUAAGGUGUUAUCAUCUUCAAUUAUCGUUAAUUCAAGAGACCUUGAUGUGAUGAAUUUAGAAAGAAUUGAACAUGUUACAGUUACUGUAAACAUAAAAUCUAGCUUCAGAGGUCAAGUCGGAGUCAGAUUAAUUUCACCAUUUGGUAUUGUUAGUGAUUUAGCUACUUUUAGAGCCCGUGAUUUAAGUGGAAGAGGAUUCGAAAAUUGGACUUUCCUGUCCGUAGCUCACUGGGGAGAAAGAGGAAUCGGUGAAUGGAAAAUUGAAGUCUUUAAUGACCCUCGUACUAAUGGUAACAAAAUUGAAUUCUUAGAUUGGCAAUUAAGAUUUUUCGGUGAAAGUAAAGAAGCUGACAAAGCCGAAAAGUUUGAUAUUGAUGUUGAUUAUGCUAAAAUUAGAAGAGAUAGAUUAAGUGAUGAUAAUCAACCUGAACCUGAAAUAACAGUAUCAACUGAAACCCCUGCUCCAACGACUGAAGCCACAGAAAACUCAACCACGACACCUGCUACAAGUACUGUACAAGAAGAAAAACCUGAGGAAACCAAGAAACCGGAAGAAACCAAAACCCCUGAAGAUUCUUCACCAACAUCAGACACUGACAAAGAAAAUCCAGAUGUAGACGAAGGUAACAAUGUAGAAGAUGGAAAAAACAAAGUUGUGAAAGACCACAAAGGGUUUUACUUCAUGGCAUUAGUAGUGGUUGGAUUCAUCAUUAUAAUGGUGAUUAUGAAAUACCAUAAAACACCUGGUAGUUCCAGAAGAAGAAGGAGAGAUGAAUAUGAAUUCGAUAUCAUUCCUGGUGAAGAUUAUAGUGAUAGUGAGAUGGAUUCUCACGAUUCUUUAGAUUUAGGUCAUAGGAAUGAUGCUGAUUAUAAUUUAGAUGAAGAAAGAAAUAGACUUUAUGACGAACUCAAUGCAGAGGCCUUGCCAAAUUAUGAAGAAGAAGAAGAAAUGUUCAAAAUUGGUGAUGAAGAUGAUAGUAAAGUUGAUACCAACAACCAAAAAGAAGAUAGUGAAAAUCCACAAGAUAACAAAGAUAAGAAAAAAGUAAAUUUUGCAGAUUAG
Molecule: messenger RNA, 2595 nt
Organism: Yamadazyma jaroonii
Lineage: Eukaryota; Fungi; Ascomycota; Pichiomycetes; Serinales; Debaryomycetaceae
Source: the annotation of a GenBank genome assembly